AUCAAGCGUCGCACGACAUCGUGCACAUCCCCUAAGGCUGCGCAGUCGAUUGCCUUAUCUCCUCGACCACCAGUGGUGCCGACCGCCUCGGUCCUGUGCUGCUCAACACCAUUCACCCGCACUCAGCUUGCCAGCCUAUGACAAGCAACUCGAGCGAUAUAGGAGCACUCCAGGCUGCUGAAGAGGACGGAGAAGACUUCGACGACGGCGGAGCCUUCGUAGACGAGGAGAUUAUGGAUGAUGCUUCAGUGGGAUCGUCGACACCCGGAUCUGGGUCGCUCACCUGGAUAGCUUGGUUCUGCACCUUGCCCGGGCACGAGUACUUCGUUGAGAUACCAGAGGACUUCAUCGAGGACGACUUCAACCUCACCGGCCUGAACACUAUGGUACCGUUUUAUAAGGAAGCAUUGGAAAUGGUUCUCGACAUCGAGCCAGAGGACUCGCACAAGAUUCCUGAUAUCUCGAUUAUUGAGACAUCCGCUGAAUUAGUGUACGGUCUUGUGCAUCAACGAUAUAUUGUUACCCGGCAAGGGCUGCAGAGCAUGCAUGAGAAGUACCAAACAUCCUUGUUCGGCUUGUGCCCUCGCGUAUUCUGCUACACCACCCCUCUCUUGCCAUGUGGUCGGACCGAUGUCCCCGGGAACGAGUUUGUCCGCCUUUACUGCCCGAACUGUAACGACAUCUACCAGCCAGGUAGUAGCCGCUACCAAAAUAUCGACGGCGCUUUCUUCGGGACGACAUUCCCUCACCUAUUCUUCCAGACAUACAAUACUGAUUUACCUGCUCCGUUCUACCCGCCUGCGGCAGCCCGCUCUGCGUACUCCCCCAUGCGUUCUCCCCAAUCUUCCCAAGGAGCGUCCGGCAAGGAUCAGGCCGUAGCGUUCACGAACCCCGAUCCCUACGGUGGCCAAAAACUCCCUUCGGCGCGCGUGUACACACCCAAGAUCUUUGGCUUCCGUGUCUCCGAGCGCGCGCGCAGUGGUCCGCGCAUGCGCUGGCUACGCGCUCGUCCGGAGACCUACGAGGAGCUGAGCAUGGUUGACUGGCGUGGGCGAUGGAUCCAUGGGGACGCAUAUGAGGAUGAUGAGGACGAUGACCAGAUUAUGGACGAUCGGGACGAGCCGGAGGAGGAUGAUGACCAGGAAGACGAAGAUGAGGACGAGGAGGAAGAAGAGGAAGAGGAAGGUGCUGGGGAGAUACAACAGCCUCCCCCACCAAACAGGAACGCCAAGACGACCAGGAGAGCUGCAGGAGUGCAGGUAGAGAAUGACCUGCCCGGUAAUGGGACGGCAGAUGUAGAUGCCGAAGACCUGUCGGUGAUUUCUGAAGCUGUUGCGCACGAGGCCCUUCAGGACGACGACGUCUGGUCGGAGAGCUCGGACACCGGCUACGAGGAGGAUGACGAAGAUGACGAGGCUCCCCUGGCACCCGUUGCCCCAGUACGAUGGGGCAGCGACGUCCGAGGCUGGGACUGGCAAAACGAGGACGAGGCGGCCAUUACGGAAGUGCCCGAGCUGGAGCGAGCCCGCAUUUCCCCUCGCCCUGCUGCAACCGCCCCUACCUUACUUUCCGAUUCGGAUACCGCUUUGGACACGCCCGUGGAACAACCUGUGGAGAAGCCCCAGACGUUUGGGAAGGCGUCACUUGCAGUGCAAGUCACGCACCCUGAAGUGGUUGCUGUUAAGCGUUACACCAUGGUCGACCUUUCCAGGGCAAAUACCCUGGUGUUAUAAAGUGGGAAGUGGGUGCUUGGACUGGGUGACAAGCGUGGCUAGAACUAGGGUAACAUAAGCACCUCGUUAGGAUGGCCUUUUUCUCUCAUAAUAUCUUCAUUUUCCCGGCGGUCAUUCAUGUCGUGGGACGACGAUGAUCGACCCCGCACACUCGCUUUUGUUGUAGAAUUGCUGCGCCCAGUAACGCAUAUCGCCGUACCUAAUUAUG
Messenger RNA from Dacryopinax primogenitus, 1941 nucleotides. RefSeq lists its product as uncharacterized. Bases 138 to 1733 code for a protein of 531 amino acids. NCBI's taxonomy places the organism in Eukaryota, Fungi, Basidiomycota, Dacrymycetes, Dacrymycetales, Dacrymycetaceae. The record is from RefSeq and is a predicted model, not a curated record. Gene Ontology annotation, cellular component: cytoplasm; protein kinase CK2 complex. The transcript has 5 exons. Gene Ontology annotation, molecular function: protein kinase regulator activity.